Molecule: messenger RNA, 1398 nt
Organism: Cuscuta europaea
Lineage: Eukaryota; Viridiplantae; Streptophyta; Magnoliopsida; Solanales; Convolvulaceae
Source: the annotation of a GenBank genome assembly
UUCAUAUCCAACUCCAGGCAUGCCCAUAAAUACCCCUAUUCACUUCUCAGCAAGUUCCACCAUACCCAAAACCUCUCAUUCCCUCCUCAUUUCACUUUCUUUACUUUCUUGGUAAAAAAAUCCAAUCUUGAUUCUUGAAGUUAGCUCAAAGCUGAAAUGACCAAGAACAUGGAGGUUGGCACUGAAUAUGCCGCGGCAAAAGACUACCAUGACCCUCCCCCAGCACCCCUGAUUGACCCUGAAGAGCUGGGCAAGUGGUCCUUUUACAGGGCUGUGAUUGCGGAAUUCAUCGCCACUCUGCUGUUUCUGUACAUCACAGUGUUGACUGUGAUCGGGUACAAGAGCCAGACUGACCUCACGGUCAACGGCAAUGAGGCGUGCGGCGGCGUGGGCAUUCUUGGAAUUGCUUGGGCUUUCGGUGGCAUGAUCUUCGUUCUUGUUUACUGCACUGCCGGUAUUUCUGGUGGACACAUUAACCCGGCAGUGACAUUCGGGCUGUUCUUGGCUCGGAAGGUUUCGUUGGUCCGAGCCAUCAUGUACAUAGUGGCUCAGUGCCUAGGGGCAAUGUGUGGGUGUGGGCUGGUGAAGGCUUUCCAGAAGGCUCACUAUAUGAGCUAUGGUGGUGGAGCAAAUGGGUUGCAAGAUGGGUAUAGCACAGGCACUGGAUUGGGUGCUGAGAUUAUUGGAACUUUUGUUCUUGUUUACACUGUCUUCUCUGCCACUGACCCCAAGAGAAAUGCUAGAGACUCCCAUGUCCCAGUUUUGGCACCACUUCCAAUUGGAUUUGCUGUGUUUAUGGUUCACCUGGCUACGAUUCCAAUCACCGGAACCGGGAUUAACCCCGCUAGGAGUCUUGGAGCUGCUGUCAUGUAUGGUAGACAAAAGGCCUGGGACGACCAAUGGAUAUUCUGGGUUGGGCCCUUUAUUGGAGCUGCCAUUGCUGCACUGUACCACCAAUAUAUUUUGAGGGCAGGAGCAGCCAAAGCACUGGGGUCCUUCAGGAGCAAUGCCUAGCUAAACUGGUGCAGUGGAGUGUGAGCCAAUUGCAUGGAGGAAUUGUAAAUACAAAGAGCAAUGAUUGGAUAUAUAGUUCUGUUACUAGCUGGCUCUGUAGAUUUGGCACUUGGGGUUUUUAGUGUGCCAAGUCAAGAAUGUGAUAAUUUCCACUUUCUCCAGUUUGCCUUUCACUUUCAAUCCCUUCUUGUUUUGGCUAUGUACUCUUUGGCAUCCUGUUGUCAUGCACAAGUAAACAAUAAAUGACUUGGCUCAUCUUUGUUAGAUCUACUUAUCCAGAUGACUCUUUCUUUGAUUGCAUCAUUUCUUUGUUGUUCUCCAUUCCUUAGUUAACUCACAUGAUAUAUAUCAGCUUCUUUAUUAGUCUCUUUGGGCUCAAGGGAG